GGCAGGUGGGCCGGAGGAGGGCUGGCAGCCCGCCAACCCCAAGGGGCAUUCUCUUCCCUUCCAGGCUGCGGUCACGGAGGACCAGUAAGGCUGUGGCAAUACCAGUAGCUGAGAAUGCCCCAGGCCCUGGAACAAGCAGAUGGCAGAUGGGCCUGGGUCGUCCUGCUAGCCUCCCUGGUGACCCAGGCCCUCACCCUGGGCUUCCCUUCCUGCAUUGGCAUCUUCUUCACUGAUCUGCAACGUGACUUCCAGGCCAGCAACACUGAAACCUCGUGGUUCCCCUCCAUCAUGGGGGCCACCAUCCAUGGCGGGGGGCCCCUGUGCGGCAUCCUGAUCAAACGUUUCGGCUGCCGAGUGACCAUGAUACUGGGCGGGGUGCUGGCCAGCCUGGGCAUGGUGGUCAGCACCUUCUCUGCCUCCCUCACGCACCUCUUCAUCACCGCAGGACUGAUCACAGGCCUGGGCAUGUGUUUCAGCUUCCAGUCAAGCAUCACAGCAGUGGGCUUGUAUUUUGUCCGCCGGCGGCCGCUGGCCAAUGCACUGGCCUCCAUAGGAAUCUCCUUAGGCGUCACGCUCUGGCCACUUCUGGCCGGAUAUCUUUUGGAAACCCUGGGCUGGAGGGGCGCCUUCCUCGUCGUUGGUGGCAUCUUUCUCCACUGUUGCGUAUGUGGAGCCAUGCUGAGGCCUGUUGCCACCAACGUGGUCCCUGAGCCCACCAACGUGGUCCCUGAGCCCAAAGAAGAUCCCCUUCUACCUCCCGAGAAACCUACGCGCAGCUGCCUGGCAACGUGCGUCGCGAGCAUCCGGUACCACCUGGCUUUUGACAUCCUUCGGCACAAUAUGGGCUUCUGCGUAUACAUCGUGGGUGCGACAUGGAUGAUCCUGGGUCUCCCACUGCCGCAUAUCUUCCUGGUGCCGUACGCUAUGCAUCAUGGGGUGGAUGAAUACUGGGCAGCAAUGCUCAUGUCCAUUAUCGGCUUCUGCAACAUCUUCUUGCGGCCCGUGGCAGGGCUGCUGGUAGGCAGGAAGAGCUUGGCUGCCUACCGGAAGUACCUGUUUGCCUUGGCGAUCCUCGCCAAUGGGCUCACCAAUCUGAUGUGCACAGCGUCGGCAAAUUUCCAGGUGCUGCUGGCCUAUUGCCUGGUGUACAGCCUGUCCAUGUGUGGGGCCGGGAUCCUCAUCUUCCAGGUUCUAAUGGACAUUGUCCCGAUGGAUCGCUUCCCCAGUGCCCUGGGCCUCUUCAGCAUCCUGUGUGGCGUGGCUUCUCUCGUCUCUCCACCAUUGGCUGGACUGCUGCUGGACAAGACCAACGACUUCAGCUACGUUUUCUACUUGUCCAGCGCCUUCCUCAUCUCUGGUGCUCUGUUCAUGGGCGUGGGCUUCUAUGCUGAAGAGAAGAAGAAGAAGAAGAAGAAGAAGCAGAAGCAGCAGCUGAAGCGAGAUGGGCAAGCCAAGAUGGAGGACGCCACCUCAGAGAUGACCUCAAUGUGCGCUCUUACCUCAGAAGACAAGGACAGUGCCAAGAGGCAACCGUACCCUGAAAACACCUAUGUGACCAAUGUCUGAGCUCCAGAGAUCACAUGUGACCUGCCUCUGAGCUCUGAAGACAGUAAGGGGAACCUUCCUUCCAGGAAGGUGGGUAUAGAAGUAGGCCUUCCUGGCUUUCUUCUUUGGGCCCGGAGAAGACUGGUCUGAGUCGUGCAUGCAGCAGGCACGCCUCGCUACCUUGGGCUGACUCCUCACAGUUGGUCCUACAGCCCAACACUCUAGGGUUUCUCAUCCAGACAUUCUUCCCAUGUCAACUGUCUUUGUCCUUCUUGGCCUCAGACGAUUUUUGAAGAAUUUGCUUCUCUUCCAAGAACUUACUUACUGCUCUUCUCUUCCCAAAUAACCAAGCCUGACCCCCUCAGGUCAGGAAUGUUAUGGGAGCUUGCUGCUUCAAGAAGCCGAGUCUCAUGCUAACUGGAGCCCUAGCAGAACCAUGGAUGAAGGACCAGGAGAAGAAACUGGCCUUGGUACGAGAUUGGUACUAACUGGCUGUUUGGGGGAAUGCUGGUCCUAACCUCUCCCAAGAUCAGGAAAAGAGACUUCUCUGCUGGCCUGGAAGACGCCCUCUUGCUUGGGUCUCAGAAGUUAUAAAGUCUGAAGAGUCUUCAGCCAUUGAGCAUGGCCUGAACCAGAAUCUUCUCUUUUACCCGGCUCUGUAUCCAUGUAGGGGAAGGCAGGCCUUUGACUAACCAGGAGACAACAAGGCAAGCUAGGUAACUUAAGGAACAUUAUAAAAACUGAGUCUAUAUAUGCAAAUGUUAGUCUGUGCUCUGCUCUUGGCCUCUGAGAUUCACCUUUCUCCAGGAUGUGUUGGAGGUAUCAGCCCUGAGGCGGUUACUGGCUGUCAGCAGCUGCUGCUAGCCUGAGUCCACGGCCUUGAGCUAUGUCCACAAACAUUUCUGGUGCUGGUCUCUGAGGUCAUCACUUAAGGCUAGUUGUCAUCAGCAUAGGCUUGUCCCAGCAGGGUACUCCAGGGAAUGGGAAAACAAUCUGUUUGAAUUAUAUACAAAACCAUUCCCUGCCGCGGGUCAUGAACUCUGGACUAAUAAAAGAGGAAAACAGGCCUGAGUAAAUUUCCUCCCAUACCCCCAGCCUGGCAGGAACUUCUUGGGCUUGUUUGUUGGUUCAGGCUCGACCAGGCUCUGGCAAGGAAACCUUAUCAGGAAAAACGAUUUUAUUUUCACGCCUGACGCCAGCCUUCCUCCUCCACGAGUCCAUCUGGCAUGAAUAAGCAUCUUUAGGAUUAUUCCGGCUCCUCUAGGGUGCUGUCAUGAGUGCCCCCUCAUGGCCAAAGGAAGUACUGCAGCGGUGCAUUUGCUGAACUGCUUUGGGCAAUUGUGUUCAGUGCCUCUAGACCUUGAGUGGAGACUGCUGUGUAGGUAAAUGUGCUUGCUGCCACGCCGACAACUUGAAUUUGAUUCCUGGGACCCACGUGGGAAAGGAGAGGCCCCACUAUCACAAGUUGUUCUGUGGCAUGCGCACACACACACACACACACACACAAAUAAAUGUUAUUUAAAAAUUUU
Apodemus sylvaticus (European woodmouse) is the source of this 3074-nucleotide messenger RNA. It is a transcript of the gene Slc16a5, whose product is annotated as solute carrier family 16 member 5. Gene Ontology annotation, molecular function: monocarboxylic acid transmembrane transporter activity. The coding region runs from base 115 to 1566 and encodes 483 amino acids. The record is from RefSeq and is a predicted model, not a curated record. NCBI's taxonomy places the organism in Eukaryota, Metazoa, Chordata, Mammalia, Rodentia, Muridae. The transcript is spliced from 4 exons. Gene Ontology annotation, biological process: transmembrane transport; monocarboxylic acid transport.